UAUGUGAACAUGUGCGCGCAGUUAGAACCACCCUGUCGUUCUGUGAAGUAUUCCACGUUUUGUAAUAUAUGGACACAUUGUUUGCCACAUAUUAGGAUUGCUACUCCACGAGAUGAUGUGUGUGCCACGUGUGAAAAGAUGAGAAAGGCCAUUGUUGAUUCAGUUACGGAGGAGGAAAAGAUACAAUCAACAAGCAACUUUCAGAACCAUGUGAUAGAUGCACAAAAAGAGAGGCAAGUCUAUAAUGACUGCAUUAAAAUGGCAAAAGAGUCCUACCAAAAUGAAAACCUGGAAAAGUACGUACAUUACACGUUUGACUUUUGCCAGAAUGUUAGUAUCCCUCACCAUUCCAGACAAAUGGGCCCCUUGUAUUUUCUCACUCUGAGAAAAGUGCAGAUUUUUGGUUUUCGGAUCGAUGGAAUGCCUAAACAGUUGAACUUUCUAAUAGAUGAAAACGAAACUAUUGGGAAAGAUGGAACGUCAACACAUGGGCCGAAUGCAGUUAUAUCCAUGAUAGAUUAUGCCAAGAAUUCGUACAGUACUGGGGAAACAAAGUGUGCCAUACAUGCUGAUAAUUGUCCAGGCCAGAACAAGAAUCAGUAUGUGAUUGGAUAUUUCAUGUGGCGUGUCAUGACAGGAAGACACCAGGAGAUCGAAUACCAUAUGCAGAUUCCUGGGCAUGCACGCUGCCUUGUUGACAGUGGAUUUGCUUCUUUAAAGAAGCUUUACCGGCGCACCGAUUGUGAUUCCCUUGUUCAGUUGCAACACGUUGUUGAUAUGUCGUCUGCUACAAAUGAAGCUGUUCGAUAUCCUGCUUGGCAAUGGCGUGACUGGAAAUCGUUCUUGGGACCUGUUAUUAAACCAAUGCGUGGGAUAAGGAAGUACCAGUACUUCAAGAUGUCUUCUGACAAACCUGGUGUAGUAACUGUGAAAGAGAACAGAGACACAGAUGAAACGACAGUAAACGUGCUGCGGUUUCAGGAUCGUGUAUUUCCAGCAGACGACUUACCAACAGUUAUCCCUGCCCAUGGACUUACACGAGAACGCCAGGAUUACCUUUAUAAGGCCGUCAGACCUUAUGUACGCCCAAUGCACCAGGAUAGCACGUGCCCAGCGCCUAGUGAUCAGUAGUUGUUUGACAUUUGUAGACACUUGAAUUGGAAUAUAUAUGAGCCGCGUCACGGAAAAAUGUGCCUUCGGGAAUCUUCGAGGCUUUGCGACCAGCGUGGACCCGGAUCAACAUGCGCAUCCGCGCAGUACGAUCAGGGCCCACACUGUUCGUUGUUACGUCAAAGAAGGCUUAUUUUACCUGAAGAUGCAUUUUCAGGUGUAUUAAUGCUCAGGACAGCCUAAAUAAACACUUUCCGGAACUUCACGAAGAUUCCCGAAGACACAUUUUCUCGUGUCGGGGCUCAUAUGUACUGGUA
Messenger RNA from Mercenaria mercenaria, 1427 nucleotides. RefSeq lists its product as uncharacterized. The record is from RefSeq and is a predicted model, not a curated record. Lineage: Eukaryota; Metazoa; Mollusca; Bivalvia; Venerida; Veneridae. Bases 10 to 1131 code for a protein of 373 amino acids. The transcript is spliced from 3 exons.